Messenger RNA from Penicillium olsonii, 1644 nucleotides. The record is from the annotation of a GenBank genome assembly. NCBI's taxonomy places the organism in Eukaryota, Fungi, Ascomycota, Eurotiomycetes, Eurotiales, Aspergillaceae.
AUGGACCGGAAACAGACCCGGCUCACCCGGUGUCGCACAGGAUGUAUGCGCUGUCGAGUUCGUCGAAGAAAAUGCGACGAGGGUAAACCACGAUGCCGCAACUGCGUCGACCGGAACUUCCAAUGCCAGUAUGGUCCGCAGUUGACAUUCUUGAAAAAGAACGCGCAGACAGUUCGACCGUCAGAAGUUGGCACCUCAUCUAGCUACGAGGCCAUCCGGUUCAUUGCCGAGGAGCCCCAGAAUGACCACAAUGAGGAAGAUGAUGUUGAAACUCCUCGUGGGGAUAACCAAGGAGUACAGGGUGAUGCCAGCCAUACAGAGGUGUCUUGGGAGCCUACCGACAAGCAACCCAUGCUGAGCGACAAGGACGAGUCAGCAGUUGCAGGUCUGUUGGCCCUGGGCAUGAAUGAUUCACCCAUGAACCUAUCGAGUUUCUCGAUCAAUGAUCCUGCGUUACAAGCACUACCUUCGGCUUUCUCCCCGCACAUCCAGGACGAGAGCACGUCCAUCGAAAUCCAAGCUCUACUGCGACACUAUCGCUAUGAGAUAGCCUCUUGGGUAGGAAUUCCUUUCGCGCUCACUGAACAUCCUUCGCUGACUGAGAAUUUGCAGCUGGACAUCUGUGACCUGGGCCAAUCCUUUGGCAUCAAUGGUUUAGAGCUGGCAAUGGUCUCACCUUCUGUAUGGAACGCGGUUCUCAGCCUCUCUGAGACCUCCUUCAACCAACUUCAUCCACAUAACCCCCCGCGGGAGGAUUUUACAAGAGAAGAGUCGGAAACAAUGCCAGAUAUUACCCAUAUUGCCCUGCUAAGCGUUCUGGGCCAAGUAAAGGAGUGGAUAUCAAACAUUUCGGCGGCAUGGGCCUCAGCGGCACCAUGCGAUCAAAAGCUGCUGAGCGCAGUAAGCUCACAUGCAGUCGGAAGGGAUACCAAUUCCGCGAUAUAUUGGCUGUUUGUUCGACUCGAUCUCGGGGUCGCAUUAGCGACCGAUAGCGAUAUACGCGUACCACUUCCACCGACAUUUCCGUACCUGACCGAGGUAGACAUGGUGGCUGACCCGUUCGAAAUGGUCUUCUACUACGCCUAUCGCCCGCUUUGGCUUUCCGCAAGAGCCAUUCGGUUCAUGCACAAUGAAGAGAUCUCCCAAGAUCGACCUCCCCUCCACGCGUGGAUGGAGCUAGUAGAAGAAUUGGAGCAGUGGUACCGGGAGCGACCGCAGGAAUUUUUGCCCAUGCUGGAGCUGGAUAUGGAUCAUCGAUUAGCGGGUCCAGAGCAGAGCCUCCCGGUAGUUCUGUUCGCUAAUGGGGCCGGGCUGUUUGGGAAUCAAUUAUACCAUACAGCCAUGUUGAUCUUGCUGCACUGCCGGCCGAGGACUGCGAGAGUCAACGACUUCCACUCGGCUGCCAUGUCGCCAUUGUGGCAUGCGCAGCGCAUCUGCAGCAUUGCUCUCCACAACGAUCGGCGAGAGUGUUGGGAUCCGUGCCUCUUGGCUUCAUUUUUGAUGGCUGCACGACGUAUGACGCAUGAAUCCCAACAGCAAGCAGUGACUCAGGGGUUUGAGCGAAUCCGCAUUGUGACAGGGUGGGAUACGAGUGGCUGCUUGCAUAAGCUGCAAGCGGAAUGGUGUCUCCUUGACGAGACGUAA